Molecule: messenger RNA, 1200 nt
Organism: Colletotrichum orchidophilum
Lineage: Eukaryota; Fungi; Ascomycota; Sordariomycetes; Glomerellales; Glomerellaceae
Product: U3 small nucleolar RNA-associated protein 6
Exons: 2
Coding region: 1-1200 (399 amino acids)
Biological process (GO): maturation of SSU-rRNA from tricistronic rRNA transcript (SSU-rRNA, 5.8S rRNA, LSU-rRNA)
Cellular component (GO): Pwp2p-containing subcomplex of 90S preribosome; small-subunit processome
Molecular function (GO): snoRNA binding; protein binding
Source: RefSeq, a predicted model, not a curated record
AUGUCGGUCGCCGAAAAGGCCCGCUUCUACUUGGAGCGCUCUGUUCCUCAAUUGCGAGAAUGGGAGGAGAAGGAGAUCUUCACAAAGGAUGAGAUCCGUACAAUCGUUCAAAAGCGCAGCGACUACGAGCACCGCAUCCUCGCCCCUCGCUCCAACCCCGACGACUUCAGCGCCUACGCGAAGUGGGAACAAUCUCUCGAGUCCCUCCGCCAGAAACGGUGCAAGAGGAUGAAGAUUGGGCAUGUGACGUCCCAGCACACCAGUCAGUCGCGCGUUCUCGCCAUCUACGACCGCGCCGUCAGCAGACACCCUGGAAGGAAGGAUUUGUGGCUGGAGUACCUCGCGUACACCGCCGAGGUCAAGGCCACGAAGCGCUGGCGACGCACCAUGGCCAGCGCUCUCCGCAUGAUGCCCACCGAUGCCGACCUGUGGAUAUUCGCCGGCCGACGCUCGGCUUCCAAUGGAGACAUGGGCGGCGCGAGAGGAUACUUUAUGCGCGGGUGCCGCUUCUGCACGACCGAGGGCAUCCUCUGGAUCGAGUACGCGCGGUGCGAGAUGGAGUGGUUGGCCAAGAUGCAGGCCAAGAAGGGCAGCAGCAAGAAGAAGGCCGAGCAGGAGAACCCCCUGGCAGGCGAGAAGAUGGACGACGACGACGAAAUCAAGCUCAUCGACGAGGACGAGGAUGAGGAGGACGACGACGACGUCCUGAGCCUGCCGGUGCCCGGCAAGGAGAAGAAGGCGAUCAAUGAGGAAGAGAGCAAGGCACUCAAGCACAAUCCGGCCCUGGACGGCGCCAUACCGAUGGCCAUUUUCGACAUCUCGAGAAAACAGCCCUUCUUCAACCUAGAGGUUGCCGAAAAGUUCUUCGACAUGUUUGCCUCCUUUAGCAAGGUUUCAUCCACUUCCAAGGUCAUCCAGCACAUCGUCGACACGAUGAGAGAGCAGGAUGCCGCCCACCCGGCUACGUGGAACUGCUACAUCCGCCUGCCCCUCAUCGGCAUCAGCCCCGACACGCCCGAGUUCCCUCUCGGCCUUCGCGAGGUUCUGUCCCGUCUGGGCAAGGGCCUGGACGAGACGUCCGACAGGCCCGCCCUGGAGAGAAAGUCUCUGGUGUGGAUCGAGCUGGUGCUCCUCUUCAAGGGUCUCGACGAGGGUAUCAGAACGGUUUUGGAGCAUACGAGGGGCAAGUUGCAGUCAUAG